Molecule: messenger RNA, 162 nt
Organism: Phytophthora nicotianae INRA-310
Lineage: Eukaryota; Oomycota; Peronosporomycetes; Peronosporales; Peronosporaceae
Exons: 2
Coding region: 1-162 (53 amino acids)
Source: RefSeq, a predicted model, not a curated record
AUGGUUCGCGCCAACCGACCCGCCAGUGCCUUCACCAUCGCUCAAAUCUCGGGCUUCUACUUUCGACCGUGCCGCAACGAGUACGACGAGGAGGUUUUCGAGUACUUCCGCACCCGUGUGGUGAAGCGCCAGUUGGCUUUUGCGAAUAAGAAAACUGAUUGA